This is a messenger RNA of Morchella importuna, 1659 nucleotides long. RefSeq lists its product as uncharacterized. The transcript has 5 exons. Bases 1 to 1659 code for a protein of 552 amino acids. The record is from RefSeq and is a predicted model, not a curated record. Gene Ontology annotation, biological process: L-threonine catabolic process. Gene Ontology annotation, molecular function: pyridoxal phosphate binding; threonine deaminase activity. NCBI's taxonomy places the organism in Eukaryota, Fungi, Ascomycota, Pezizomycetes, Pezizales, Morchellaceae.
AUGGAGCCCAAAGGUACCAGUCUCACCGGAUACAGCUCCGCCGUGCCGGACACCACUGGCACGAAGGACCCCGUCGCGCGGGCAGCCAUUCCCUCUGCGCUCACACAAGAUGACGGCGCCCCCGACUACAUGCGACUCAUCCUGACAUCUCGGGUCUACGAUGUCAUCAAGGAGACCCCCGUCACGCAUGCCGUCAAUCUGUCGAACCGGCUGGGCUACAAGGUGCUCAUGAAGCGGGAGGACCUGCAGCCGGUGUUUAGCUUCAAGCUUAGGGGCGCAUAUAACAAGAUGGCGCACAUGCCGGCGGAAGACCGUUGGAAGGGGGUGAUUGCCUGUUCUGCCGGAAACCACGCCCAAGGCGUCGCCUACUCGGCCAAGCAUCUCGGCAUCCCGGCCACCAUCGUCAUGCCUCUCGCCACGCCUAGCAUCAAAACCGCCAACGUCGCCCGCCUCGGCUCCCAGAUCGUCCUGCACGGCGCCGACUUUGACGCCGCGAAGGCCGAGUGCAAGCGUCUUGAGGAGAAGCACGGCCUCACAAAUAUUCCCCCCUUCGACGACCCGUAUGUCAUUGCCGGUCAGGGCACCAUUGCCAUGGAGCUCGCCCGCCAGGCUAACAUCGCAGACCUCAAGGCUAUCUUCUGCUGCGUGGGUGGUGGUGGCCUCAUUGCGGGUAUUGCCUGUUAUAUUAAGCGCAUUGCGCCCCAUAUCAAGAUUAUUGGCGUCGAGACCCACGACGCAAAUGCAAUGGUCGAGUCGCUGAAAGUCGGCCACCGCGUUGAGCUCAAAGAAGUCGGCCUCUUCGCCGACGGCGCCGCAGUAAAGGUCGUCGGCGAAGAGACCUUCCGCCUUUGCAGAGAGUACGUCGACGAAGUCAUCGAAAUCUCCACCGACGAGAUCUGCGCAGCGAUUAAGGACGUCUUCCAGGACACGCGCUCCAUUGUCGAGCCCGCCGGCGCCCUCGCCGUCGCCGGAAUGAAAAAGUACGCCGCGCUGAACCCACCCACAGACCCCAAGGAUUCGCUCUGCGCAGUGCUGUCCGGCGCGAAUAUGGAUUUUGACCGUCUGCGAUUUGUCGCGGAGCGCGCUAGAUUGGGAGAGGGGCAUGAGGUGCUGUUGUCGGUGAUUGUGCCGGACCGCCCAAAGGUGUUUUAUGAGAUGAUGCAGUGCAUCAUCCCACGAGCUGUGACGGAGUUCUCGUACCGUUUCGGGGACGGCGAGAGGGCGAGUAUCUUUAUGAGUAUACUUGUCGGGGACCGCGAAAAGGAGAUUCCAGAGAUAUUGGAAAGCUUCGAGAAGAAGGGAUUUGAGGGAGUUGAUAUCAGCGACAAUGAGUUUGCGAAGAGCCACGGGAGGUAUCUGAUUGGCGGGAGGAUGCCGAGUGGGAUGGAGGACGAAGAGAGGGUGUAUCGGUUUGAAUUCCCGGAGCGCCCAGGCGCACUGUCAAAAUUCCUAGAGCUCCUCCGUCCGGAAUUCAACAUCUCGCUGUUCCACUACCGGAACUACGGCGGCGAUGUCGGAAAAGUACUCGCAGGUAUCCAAGUGCCUCCCGGCAAGCGCGAGGUGCUCGAGCAGUUCCUGGUGCAGCUCGAGUACCCAUUUGUAGAUGAGACGGAGAAUGAAGUGUAUAAAAAGUUUAUGACACAGGAGGGGAGGCCUUAG